GUUUUCAAUUGCAUUAGAAACAGAGAGUUUAAAGAAGUGAUCUCAAUAAUAAUGGAGGGAAAGGAGGAAGAUGUCCGAUUGGGAGCCAACAGAUUCACUGAGAGGCAGCCGAUUGGGACAGCAGCACAGAGCCAAGACGACGGCAAGGACUACCAAGAGCCUCCGCCGGCGCCUCUGUUCGAGCCGGACGAGCUCACUUCAUGGUCCUUCUACAGAGCCGGAAUUGCCGAGUUUUUCGCCACUUUCCUCUUCCUCUACAUCACUGUUUUGACUGUCAUGGGCGUCGUCCGGUCCAACGAAAUCAACGGCAAUACCUGUAAGACUGUCGGGAUUCAGGGGAUUGCUUGGGCUUUUGGUGGUAUGAUUUUUGCUCUGGUUUACUGUACUGCUGGAAUCUCCGGUGGCCACAUUAACCCGGCGGUGACUUUCGGGCUAUUUCUGGCGAGGAAGCUGUCGUUGACAAGAGCGAUUUUCUACAUGGUGAUGCAGUGCCUAGGAGCCAUCUGCGGGGCCGGUGUGGUGAAGGGAUUCCAACCCAAUCCCUACAACAGGCUCGGCGGUGGAGCUAACAUGGUGAGCAAGGGGUACACCAAAGGGGACGGCCUUGGCGCUGAGAUUGUGGGCACAUUUAUCCUUGUUUACACCGUCUUCUCCGCCACUGACGCCAAACGUAGCGCCAGAGACUCUCAUGUUCCAAUUUUGGCGCCGCUACCAAUUGGGUUCGCAGUGUUCCUAGUCCACUUGGCCACCAUCCCGAUCACCGGCACCGGCAUUAACCCUGCCCGGAGUUUGGGAGCCGCCAUCAUCUACAACAACGAGAAAGCCUGGGAUGACCACUGGAUUUUCUGGGUGGGACCAUUCAUCGGCGCAGCAUUGGCAGCUUUAUACCAUCAAGUGGUGAUCAGAGCCAUUCCCUUUAAAUCCAAGUGAAUAUCUUCACACUAUAAUUAAUGCUCGUGUUCUAUUCAGUAUUCAUCGUGAGAAAAAACAAAAUCCAAAUCCCUAUUAUCCAAUUUCAUAUCCGACUAACAGUUCCAAUCUUAAAUAUGCCUACCUCUCUACGCUCUUAUUAUAUUGUUGCCUCUUUUGUAUCAAAUUAAGUGUUAAUGUAAUGAAUUAAAUGUCCAUACAUUUAUUUGUGAUGGGCGAU
Messenger RNA from Cucurbita maxima (winter squash), 1150 nucleotides. Its product is annotated as probable aquaporin PIP1-4. Gene Ontology annotation, molecular function: water channel activity. The transcript has 3 exons. Lineage: Eukaryota; Viridiplantae; Streptophyta; Magnoliopsida; Cucurbitales; Cucurbitaceae. Gene Ontology annotation, biological process: transmembrane transport; response to water deprivation. Gene Ontology annotation, cellular component: plasma membrane; plasmodesma; vacuole. The coding region runs from base 52 to 930 and encodes 292 amino acids. The record is from RefSeq and is a predicted model, not a curated record.